Molecule: messenger RNA, 1551 nt
Organism: Alternaria ethzedia
Lineage: Eukaryota; Fungi; Ascomycota; Dothideomycetes; Pleosporales; Pleosporaceae
Gene: NMD3
Product: ribosome-binding protein
Exons: 1
Coding region: 1-1551 (516 amino acids)
Biological process (GO): ribosomal large subunit export from nucleus
Cellular component (GO): cytoplasm; nucleus
Molecular function (GO): ribosomal large subunit binding
Source: RefSeq, a predicted model, not a curated record
AUGGAGGGCGUCGUGAUGGAUGCUCAGCGCUCUUUCGCGCCUGAGCCCAAGAACUCGGCCACGAUUCUCUGCGCAGACUGCGGCGCGCCGGUUGACGGCACACUCUCGGGCGCCUUUUGCUACGACUGCAUCAAACUCAAGACGGACGUGACGGGCGGCAUCCAGCGCGAGGCAAUCCUGCUCAUGUGCCGCGACUGCGACCGAUGGCUCUCCCCGCCCACCACCUGGGUCGUCGCUGCCCCCGAAUCGCGCGAACUGCUCGCUCUCUGCCUGAAGAAACUGCGCGGACUGAACAAAUUGCGAAUCAUCGAUGCCGGCUUCAUCUGGACGGAGCCCCACAGCAGGAGGAUCAAGGUUAAGAUUACCGUGCAGUCGGAGAUCAACGAGGGCGCCAUCAUGCAGCAGAGCUUCGAGGUCGAAUACACACAAAACUACAACCAGUGCCCAGACUGCGCAAAGAGUUACACCCACAACACAUGGAGGGCCUGUGUGCAGAUCCGCCAGAAGGUGCCACACAAGAGGACCUUCUUGUACUUGGAGCAGUUGAUCCUCAAGCACGGAGCCCACAAGGACACGAUCAACAUCAAGGAAGUUCACGACGGCAUCGACUUCUUCUUCUCCCAGCGAAAUCAUGCCGUAGGCUUCUGCGACUUCCUCAAGGCCGUCAUCCCAGUCAACAUCAAGCGCUCCGAGGAGCUCAUCUCACACGAUAUCCACACUUCAACCAAGAACUACAAGUUCUCCUUCUCCUGCGAAAUCGUACCCAUCUGCAAAGACGAUCUUGUAGUCCUCCCUAUUCCCCUCGCAAAGAAGAUCGGCAACAUCUCGCCCCUCACACUCUGCACCCGCAUCGGCACCUCCAUACAACUACUCGACCCUUCGACCCUCCAGACAGCCGAUGUCGCCACGGACAUCUAUUGGCGCACACCGUUCCGACCCCUCGCAGACGUACAGGAACUGACCGAGUUCAUUGUCCUGGACAUCGAGCCUCUGGGCAAGUCAGUAGGCCGCCACUUCCUCGCCGAAGCCACCGUGGCCCGCUCCUCAGACAUGGGCGUCAACGACACAACAUACUACUGCCGCACACAUCUUGGUGGUAUCUUGCACGUCGGCGACUCGGUCAUGGGUUACCUCCUCAGCAACACCAACUUCAACAACGAUCUCUUCGACGUUCUCGAAAACAACAACAAGUACGCGGCCGCUAUUCCAGAUGUCAUGCUUGUCAAGAAGUACUACCAGCGAUCCAAGAAGAACAAGAACAAGCGCAACUGGCGCGUCAAGCGCAUCAACAAGGAUGAAGGCGAGAUGCUGCCCCGUAAGCAAGAUCAGGAGAAGAUGGAGCGCGACUUCGAGAUGUUCUUGCAGGACGUCGAGGAGGACCAAGACCUGCGCGCUACCAUGGCGCUAUACAAGGCGCAGCAGGAACAGAAGCAGCGCGACGCAGAUGCCAUGGAGACUGAGAGCAGUCUUGGUGACGAUGAGGAUGAAGGCCUGCAGAUUCCGAUGGAUCAACUGCUGGAUGAUUUCGAGGAAAUGAAGAUGCACGACUGA